GUUCGCAGCAACUACAAGUACUGCCCGACCAUCCACUUCAAGUCGUUCUUCCAGGGCAGAGAAGCAGACUUCCUUUUCACAAGCGCACUUGGUCACCUGUAUACAACAGGUUUCCUGAGUAAGCAACGGAGUAGGAAGAAGGAGCUGUUAUUUGAGGAGAAAAUAGUUAAGUUUGUCAAGGAGGAUUUUUUAAAACUGAAAGAAAAUAUUGAAAGAAACGUUUCACUGGCCGGGCUACUUAUAAUCUGGACUGAUUGUGAUAGGGCAGGGGAGAACAUAGCCAAGCAAAUUGCCAAGGUAGCACUUUCUUUCAAAAAUAUUGAAAUUAAAAGAGCGAGAUUCUCCGGUAUAAAUAAAAGGGAAAUAGAUGAAACUUUUUCCAACUUGGUCGACAUAAACGAGUUAGAGGCAGAUGCAAUGGAUGCGAGGAUGGAGCCGGACUUGAGAAUUGGAUCUACCUUCACUAGGUUGCAAACACUUAGCCUGAAGAGAGAGGUUUCUCUGCCAGUUAAAGUUGUAAGCUACGGAUCGUGUCAAACUCCAACUUUGGGUUUUGUUGUCGAUAGGUCUGUUUUAAUAGAAAAUUUUGUAGAGGAAAAUUCUUGGUCCCUAGAAACAGAAAUUGAAAAAAACAACCUGAAAAAUGUUUUUCUGUGGGAGAAAAAACGCUUACUUGAUAAAAACUGUGUAAUAUAUUUCCACAACUUUAUUGAGAAGUACCCUGCAGUGGUCGUCUGCAGAGAGGACAGGCCUGUUGAGAAGUUCCGACCUCUUCCUCUCUGGACAGAUGAGCUUCAGAAGACCUGUGCCUCGUAUUUUAAGAUGAGCGCACAUAGAUUGAUGGAGAUAGCUGAGCCUUUAUACAGUAGGGGAUAUAUCAGCUACCCAAGGACGGAGACGGACAGCUUUUCUAAGAUCAAGUCGAUUCUGAACGAACUAGAAAAAGAUGAAAAGGUUGGCGAAUAUGCUUCAGCCCUAACGAACAGCUUUAAAAGAGGUAAAAACAACGAUAUGGCUCAUCUACCGAUAUAUCCUUUGAAAAACGGCAACAACCUGUCGGGAGAUGAUAGAAAAAUAUUUGAGUUCGUCUCCAGAAUAUAUUUGGUUUGUAUAAGUGACAUUGCCAGGGGAAUUGAAACGAAGUUAAAAAUCGUUGAUGGGACCACGACGCCGCCAGAUUAUUUGACAGAAGCAGAGUUGAUCGAAGAUAGGAACUAUGUAAAGAAAUACAACUCCAAGAUUGUCCCAUCGCCACUUGGCAGGGCACUGAUCAAGAGCUAUGAAGUGUUUGGUUUGGAGUUUAGGAAACCAAGGCUCAGAUCAGAACUGGAAAUGAGUCUGAAGAAAAUAAAGGAGGAGGUUAGGAAGGAGGACGUGAAUCUCUUGAGCAUCGCCAAUAAGAAAAUCAAUAAAGAAAACAUCGUCUCGCUAUACGAUUCUAUUGGGGCGACGCCUUUGGACGAUCUGGUGGCUGAGGGUAGCAAGAAGAUGUCAAGUGCGGCUGUGCCUGCUGCGCAGGUGGAAACGCCGGCAGAGAAUAGGGAGGAGACUAAGAAGGUCCCAAAGGUUGAAGAGGACGAGGAGGAUUUUGAUGUCUUUGCGGACAUUUAG
This is a messenger RNA of Darwinula stevensoni, 1611 nucleotides long. NCBI's taxonomy places the organism in Eukaryota, Metazoa, Arthropoda, Ostracoda, Podocopida, Darwinulidae. The record is from the annotation of a GenBank genome assembly.